Messenger RNA from Colias croceus (clouded yellow), 3768 nucleotides. RefSeq names its product protein cramped (gene crm). Gene Ontology annotation, biological process: pattern specification process. NCBI's taxonomy places the organism in Eukaryota, Metazoa, Arthropoda, Insecta, Lepidoptera, Pieridae. The record is from RefSeq and is a predicted model, not a curated record. Bases 181 to 3462 code for a protein of 1093 amino acids. The transcript has 22 exons. Gene Ontology annotation, cellular component: nucleus. Gene Ontology annotation, molecular function: chromatin binding.
UUCUUGCUGUUAAGUAGUUGUGUUUACAAAAAUAUAAUACCUAAAUAAAAAGUUUUGAAUUAUGUACUUCAGACUUAACCUUAAGAUUUAGAUACCACUAAAUGAUUUGAAAACUACUAUCACAAGAUUUUCGUCCAAUAGACAUAUAGUAAGGCAGGAACAAGACGUUCACGAGUUGAUAUGCCUAUGCCAAAUAAAGAAAACCAUGGCAUGCCUCCAGAGCUUAAAGUUACAGUUAGUACUCCUCAGAGUAAAACUAACUCCAAAAUAACAGUAGCAACAGUGAAGCCAAGCCUGAAUAAGGCACCACCAAAAGACCCCACGAUGUCCCCUGGCGGGCCACCAGAGGACGAGAGGACGGAACUGCUCGGCUCGCUGACCACGGAACAACAGCAGCGGACCAGCGCGAGGGUCAUCAAGAAGCUGCGGUUGGAGUUGCCGGCUGAUAAGCGAGAAAUAAUAGAAUGCGAAACGCCAAACAAAAUAGACGACAAGGAUCCCCUGAAAUUUCCAACGGUGAGGCAGCGAAUGCCCAAAGCUCUCUGGUCUGCUGAUGAGAAGAGUCUUUUCUUCGAAGCUCUCAACGAAUAUGGGAAGGACUUUGAUGCGAUCACUGCGUAUAUUUGUGGCAAGAUGAAGAAGAAGGGCAUGCCUGAUGGCAUCCUGAAAACGAAGACCCAAGUCAGCCAUUUCUACUAUAGGACAUGGCAUAAGCUGUCGAAGCAUGUGCAGUUUGAUGAAAACGUGAAAAAGGUUGCGCAGGAGCUAUACGCCCUCAUCAACUAUGGCGAGUUACGUCGUAAACUCGCGUCCGUGAGCGAGAAGACGUGCGCACGUCUCGGUGAGAUGGUGCGCGGCGGCAGCAUGGCAGUGCGCGCACGCGGCCGCACCAUGCGCGUGCGCACUCCCAUGUGCCGCGCGCUGCGCCGGCUCAAUCAGAUCACGGAACGCGCAUGCGGCACACGUGUCUGCUCCCGCGCACAGAUAGUCCUGCGCGCGCGCAACACGUGCGCAUGGUCGCGCGUACAAGCGGCUGCGCACAACCCGCGCGCAGCUGUCGCGUUACCGCUGCGUACGCGACUCAGUGCGUUUAUUAGAGCGCUAGAGAAGCGGUGGAAGAGUUCGCACUACAAAAAGCACGCUACACAGAAUGGCAUAGAUAAAGAAGCAGCUAAUCCUGAUGAUUUUGAGAUCCAUGGCAGCAAGGGAGAUCUCGAGGCACAUCUUAAUUUGGAGACAGAUAGGAUUAUCACAGAAGAAAGAAAAAAACCAACAAAGCUAGUACUCCAUCUUGGUCCUCGACCUGGUGCAGAGAUCCAUCUGCCAGUUCUAAGUCCAAGUGAACAGCUCUCCAGUCAGAAGAUCUGCUUCUCGUCUUAUUUGGAGAGGAUGGGAUCCUUGCACCGGGAUAAAGAUAGCGUAAAAAUACGGACACCAAAACGCCAAAGAAAAGAUAGCACAUCCGAAAAGGAUAAAGAUGACAAAAAAUUAAAAUUAGAUGACCCUGAAUCAAAUAAACUAAUCAAUAUUGACGAGACCGCGAUUGACGGCAUAGAAUUAAUGGCGCAUUUUAAAAAUAUACAUGACGAUGAAGAAAAACCAAGCACUGAAGAUGAGAAAGACUUGAAAUCUGAAGAAACGGCAGAAGAAGAUGGGGAAAGAGAGCCAGAAAGAGAUAACGCUAUAUCAGAAAGAGAUAACCCUGUAUCAGAGAGAGACAACGUUAUGUCGGAAAGAGAAAAGGAUAGCUUUUCGGAAAUGGAAGACGAAGAGAAGUAUAAUAAGAGUGAUACAGAUAAUGAAAGUGAUGGCAAGACGGAUAAGGAUAGCAAGUUUAAGAAUUUAAAGGUAAAGUUUCGCAUACGUCCUAAGAAACGUGGUGGCAGCGUUUACACACUUGUCCUGGAGAAAGAUUCCAAUGAUGAGGCUAAGAGCGAAGAUGCUAAAGUGGAAGAACCGAAGUCAGAAGAAGAAGCCAAACCUGUGAUAGAUGUUGAAACAGCGUUGAAACAAAUCCGCGCGGGGUGGGCGGAACAUGAUGCAGCUGAUCUUACUAUCGGAGACCUGUAUUUGAUGUUCGGAUCACGUUCAAAACUCGAGCUCGACUAUUGGUGGGCGGAAGCCACGCCCCCAUUACCGCAGCCAAUCAGAUCGCUCAAAAACUCAGAGAGCGACAAGCUAGACAAGGACAGGCUUAUCGAUAAGAGGGAAAAGGGCAAUAAGACUCCGGAAAAGGGGGAUAGUUCGGUGGAGGAAGAAAGAGAGAAAAGCGAUACGGAUAUAUUUUCGCCGAAGAAUACUUUCAGUCAAGAUAGCAAUGAUGGCAUGUCGGGGGAUGAGAGGAAACCAGGAGAAGCUCCAGCAUCACCAGAACACAAGACAGGCGCGUUAAAAUUAGUCAGCAAGUUGGUCAAUCGGCCGCCAACACAACCGCCACCUGAUGGCUUUUCACAACUUAGUGAUAGGUUAAAACGUCUGCUGGCUCUUGCGGGAAACAGCCACGUGGGCGCGGUCACCAACACUACGGUGUCGAAAUGUAACUGUGGACAUAUUUGUCCAAAGAAACAGAAACCACAAGCGUAUCCCACGGAAAUCCCGUACUUAGGCACCAAACUCAACGAAGGCUCUGUAUUCAGGCAUCCUACACCUAUCGCGCCGAGGCCUAACCAUGAUAUCAUAAAAAAAUCACGUGAAAUGGAAAUUUUGCAGAGCCUCUCCCGGGGGCAGGUGAAUCUGGACGAUUUGCCCCGGCUAAAGAAACGGGGCAGACCUCGUUUGGAGCGGGCCAGUCGUGUUGUUGUGCAAAGGCUCUUGCCCCUAUUGCCCAAACUGCCCCCACCUAGUAACUUAAUACCGGUGAAGCUAGUGCCGAGCGCAGCAGCUGGCGCCAGUGCGACGGCUGGCAACACUAGACUGUUGCCCCGACCUCCCCCACCACCACCCACUUCGACUGCUGAUUUAUCAGCAUACUACGUGCUGAGCGAGUCGAACGGUCAAUUCUUCUUUCACGACGGAGACCGACGCAUCCCCAUCAACCAGCCUGAUGAUGAUGAUGAUAAUGAUGAAGCAGCCCCAGAAGGCGAGUUAGACCUUAGUAUAAAGAGCGAGCCGAGCAGUCAGAGCGCGGACACGUUGAAGCUCAAACAGGAAUCGAACUCGGAAGUCGGUGUAGUGGGCAAGUCUGAAGCCACUGAUAUUACUGGGUUCCUGCCAUCAGACUCGAUGUCCCUGUCCCCGUCCCGUCUGCUGCGCGACGCGGAGGGCUGGCUCGAGGGCUCCGUGCAGGACUUCUCGCUCAGCAGCUUUCUCAACCAGCUCGAGGGCAGACCGCACCCGGAGCUCACGGUGGAUUCCCAGCUGCAGUCUUUAAUGGCGGAGUCGAGUGUGGACUACGUUGCGAAGUUUGCAGACCUCGCCGCAGAAGUUACGGAUCAACCUGAUUUGAAUAAUGAAAUGUCUUGAACACUUAAUUAAGAAGAAAAUGGAUAAAAGAAAAUAAAAUAAUCAUGUACUUUUGUAAUUUGCACACAUACAAUGAUGAAAUGUUUUUAAAUGAAGUUCAGUAUCAAACGUUUUUCGACCAAUAAAAAAAUUGAAUAUACAUGUAUUGUAUAAGCACAAAUUUCAAUUUUAAAACUAGGUUUUAACUUUUAACAAUACGAUUAUGUAUAAUGUUUUAUUGUUUUAUGUAUUUGUUCCUUGACUAAGUUUACCUUUUGGUACAUUUUUGUGUCAAUAAAAUUUAAUAAAGAUGAUUAUUUUAACAAA